AUGAGGGGGUUUAUGUUGUUGUUGUUGUUGUGGUGGUGGUGGUGGUGGUGGUGGUUGUUUGCUGAUAUAACCACGGUGAAUACCCACGUCGACGGCAGUCAUCAGCCAUCCAGAAAGCCUUCUGUACACCUGACAGCUGAGGAGUACGAGGCCUAUCAGAGCCAUUGUAACCGCAUGUCAAUCACUCGGACUGGAUACUCGCCUAACCCAGAUACCGUCAUACGCAAUUAUGAUGAUCUCAAUACUAGGGUCAAAGCAUGGACUGAGGAAUACAUCUGCGAAGACAUGCCCUCCCUUUCCGAGAACCAGAAACAGAAGAUCAUUCAAGGUCUAGAUACAUUCUGUAUUCAAGAACCUUGGGAUACCAUUCAAGCCUUACUCUCUCCCGAAUCCCGUGAUCAAUUUCAUCUAUACCUGUGUGAAGCCAUGGUCAAUAAAUUGAUCUUCACCUGGUUUCUCGAAAGGCCAUUCUGGUUUCUGGAUGGGAAACUGGAUGAAAACGAUGAGACUGGAGAUCCGUCGUUCGCUGAGCGACUCCACUAUCUGUAUCAAAGAUACCACGAAGCAAGUCCUGUGAACGCAGUUUGGUGGAGGAUGGUCACCCUCGGCCUGGCCAACCUGAAAAAAGACUUGUCGCCCAGGGAUCCUCGUGACAACCCUCCUUAUGUUUUCGGGGAUGAAAAUCGGAAGCGACAGGCGAACAUAGCAGAGAAUCUGGCGGAUCAUCUUCUAGAGGACAGCCUGUUUCAGCUAUUUCUCGAAGAGUUGGCCGGUGCGGAAGAGGAUACGAGGCGUCGUAGGCUGAUCGGGGUUCUCCAAGCCGGUGCGCAGUAUCUCACAGCGCAUGAGUUGGCAUUGGGAGGACAAGUAAAGGUUCAUCAACUGCCCGAGUUGAAGCAGUUUGACCCAGCUACAGGAAUUAUGUUCUCGGGUCUGGUCCAUCAAAGGGAGCGGAAGAAUACUCCGCCCUUGGUUCCCAAGCCUCACGGCCGGGUGAUCCUCGUUCUACGACCUGGGGUAUAUCGAUACGAUCUUCCCAACCAAUUUGUGCCGUACGAUCGUCACAUCAGUGCUGUUGAAUUGUCGAGGGAUACUGACCCCUACCUGGUUUGCAAAGCUGAGGUUAUGGUGGAAGCAGUCAAGGCCAGCAACCCAUCUGACGCAAGUCAGCCCGACCCCGAGGAUGAGGAUGUCUGGUUCCAACGCUAUUGGGGCUAA
Messenger RNA from Aspergillus brunneoviolaceus CBS 621.78, 1218 nucleotides. RefSeq lists its product as uncharacterized. NCBI's taxonomy places the organism in Eukaryota, Fungi, Ascomycota, Eurotiomycetes, Eurotiales, Aspergillaceae. The record is from RefSeq and is a predicted model, not a curated record. The coding region runs from base 1 to 1218 and encodes 405 amino acids. The transcript is spliced from 4 exons.